GUUAUUUCAAAAUGUACAAAGUGGGACCUCUUCAUGAAGAUCUGUGGAUAUUCGGGGUCAUUGCAGUAAUGUGCUAACCGUGAACUGGUUCUCGGUCGUUAUUUUCCUUUAUGAUUUGUCUCUGUUGCCGUACCUGAAGUCAAACAUUUCACGAAAGCCGUCGGAAUUUAUUUACAGCUUUGAUUGAACGAGAGAAGAAUUUCACACAAAAAUGAAUCUCGAUCCUGCGACAGGAGUUCCAUUUAUUGAACUAGAACUACACAAGGAUGGCACUAAGCUAGGUUUCAGUGUUGUUGGAGGUAUCGACCAGGAUAGCUCCAAGAAUCCAUUCAUUAAAAAUGACCAGGGCAUCUUCGUGUCGAGAGUUGCUGCAGGAGAGCCAGCUGAGAAAGCAGGGUUGCAAGUAGGCGAUAAACUAUUAGAGGUAAAUGGCUACGAUCUUACCAUGGCAACGCAUCGCCAUGCAGUCAAGAUCCUCACCAAGGAGAAAUACUCUAUUCUCAAGAUGAAAAUGACUCGUCAAGGAUUAAUGCGAAGCUAACCGCAUCAAUCUCAUCUGAGUCAUCUCGCCCUCCGAACAAACCUCCUCUCACCAUGCGGAAGUGCAGCAUGUCCCUCCAAUCAGCAUACACUGCGUAAAACCUGCAAGGAGUCGGUUCUCUUUUUGUUUAACGGUAAAUGAAUAUGGCAUUUGGAGUGCGUUUUGAUACGUUGGAAUGAUUAUAUUCAUUGUAGAAGAUGCUAGUCUUUGGAAGCCCAAGUUGUGUUAGUUUAGGCAUAGUUGGUAAAAUAAUUGUGUGAAAUAUUCCUAAACAGUAGUUUUAUGAAUAUUUCAAUGUCCCGUUGCAAAGUACUAUUGCAUCAAAGAGCUACAUGCAAUACAGGGUUGUAUUUCCUAAGAAAAGAAAAUCAUUCUUUUCCAUUUUAUACCGAUGUAUAAUAUUCAACAAAAUAAUUUUGUAAAUGGCCCUUUGCUCAUCCCCAUUUUAUCAAAUUGUUAACAUUGUCAUGUGUGGGUUUGAAUGUUAUAGAUAAAUUAUGUUUUUUUUUUUUUUUUAAAGAUAUUGAAAUAAAAUAUCUUGUUUUAAAACUAAGGUAGUCUGAUUGGGUACAAGAUUCUGCAACAUUUAACUAUUCUGAGAAUAGUCCUUGAGUUUUGUACAAACUUAGUUGUAGAAAAUAGAUUUGUUAAAUGUUGAUUCUUCCCAAUGAGAAGGUCAUUGACUACUUUUUAGUGUACAAGUAUAUUAAUGCAUCCACACACACCACUUUCAGGUUCUUGGUAUAUCCCUAUUUUAUAUUUCUUGUACCCUACUUUUUAAAUGUCUGUGGUUGAUUAAGAAUACAUUUUUAACAUUGAAAACUUAAUCAAAUGGAGUAUCCUACCCUGUUUUGUUAUCAUGCUUUUAGAAAAUAUUUAGAUGGUCAGGAAAAGAAGUGUGAUACUGCAGCUACAGUGUAACUACAGGAAAAACAUAAUUUUUUGCUUGUAGAAAGUUCUGUUUAAGAGCAUAGCAAAUGAGAAACAUAAAGGCAAAAUGUUGAAAGUACUUAUACCUGGUAGUUCUUUGAAAUUGUAGUGUAAGCAUACUUAAAGUAUCAUGUGCUAAAAAAACACAAAUGUGGAGUUGUAUUUUACUUUUAGUGCAAUUAUUAUUGACACAUACAAGUAUGUUUGUAUGUUUUUUUCUAAGACAUUCAUUGCAGUGAUUUGUAUUACUUGGAAUGAUAAAUAUCAUGUCAUUGACCUGGAUUGGAGAUAGAAGGCAAAGUACUCAACAAUUAAUGUUAUUCAUCAAACGUUUAUUCUAAGAUUUGAAAAAUCAUACAAUAAUACUGCUAAUAAAAUGUCAUUUUAAAGCCCCUAUUCAUAAAAAAAAAUACUUACAAACAAAGAGGAAUAUAGAGAGAAAUUGGGAAAAGAUGUGUUUUCAGACAUUUCUUGAAAGCUGCAAUAGUAUGGUAAUUUUGUAGUACAUUUUCCAUUACACUUGGAGGACAAAUUUAUUCUCUCUCUCUUAAUGUCUGUUCAUCUAUGUAUUCUAAUUGUAACUGUUUUGUUUUACUGGCAAUUAGUAUUCACUUUGAUUCACUUACCUAUGUCAAUCACUAGUAUUCAGAUGGUAUUUAUAUUCCACGAGAAUACUUGUCCUUUUAAGUUCGGUUUUAUUUGCCUCUCCCAAAUGGGAACCAAAUAGUAUGUCAUCCUUUUAGUGAUGAUUAUUGUAAUGUGAAUUUGAUUGGUAAUUUGAGCAUUGAAUUGAAUCUUUUUAGCAAAUGCUAUAUAUAUUUAUUCUGUAGAGUAUUUAAUCUGUUAUCUAGUUAUGAUGUUAAAAUUAAUGUCUUCCAUUUAUUCAAUUAAGCCGUGUGUUUAGCCAUAGUAUUAGUAGACAAAAGAGAACAUUUAGGUGUCAUGUCAUGUUUUUAAUGCUUUGCAGAUCUAUGUUAAUUGUUCUUUGGUUCUACCAUAUAUUUUUGUACCUUUGUAGAUAAUAUGUCUAUUUUUAAAGAAAAUUCUCUAAAUAGAAUGAUAGAAUUAAUGACAGAAUCUUCUAAGUAUUUCAAGAUAAAGUUGAGUACUGGCCAUGCAAAAACUGCAAGUUAAUGCAUGUAAAAAAACUAUGUGGAAGCGAUUAGAAAGGUUGAUCAUGCAUGUUGCACAUACACAUUGAUGUAUACUGUGGAUUUUUUGGAAUCAUCAAGAUUGUAACUGGGCUAGUCUUGCAUAGAGUCGCAUGCGCUGUACACAGAAAUGUGUAUAUGGGACCACACAAUCAUGUUGCAUGAAAGUGUGGACCACAACCAUUAGCUGUUACUUGUUAAGGGCAUUUGAAGAGGCAUCCUCCGGGCAUUUAUUCUUUUCAGGGGACAUUUUUUCUACGCUUCUCUUCCACACUGUCAUAAAGUGAUUGAAAAACUCACAAAUUAUUUGCCACCUUUCCAAGAACUUCACCUCUUUUAUCUGGACAAUAACAUUUGUUUUCAUUGCCAUUCUAGCUGAAAUUUGUUGUUUUUCAGGACUAGGACUGAAAGACCGGUUGAAUAACAUAUUUGUGCAUACUGUUUAAAGAAAGGUUUUUCUUGACAUCCUGAAAGCUUCCCGACAUAGCAACAAGUAAUGUACACAGACUAGAUUUCAAGUAUUGUAGUUGAUUCAUUAAUAACAGGUUAAUGGGUAAACCUUGUCACUAGGUCCAAAGAAGGACAAACGUCUAUAAUCUUGAAUGUGUUAGUAAACUGUUCUAUCAAAGUGUUAGGAAUUUCAGAAUGAUAUCUGAAUCUGAAAAGUCAUGCAGGUUUUCUUUUGAGGAUCCUGUCGUUUUUCUAAUGGCCUAUUUAGGAAUACAAUUCACUUUUCAAGCAAAUCAGAAAUUAUUAAUGUUAAAUUGUCUAUAAUGUUAAUCUGCAUUCUGCAGCAGUACAGUGUAAAUAUUGUGAAGUUUCCAUUUUCCAAAAGUACUGAUUCAAAGGAAUUUUCUUCCAUGGAAGCAGCUUGCCAAAGAAAAUGAGAUGUUAUUUUUUAAGGUUUUUUGAUAAUGACACAUAUAAAUUAUGUAAUUUUGGUUUGUUUUAAAUUGUAGGAAAAAAGGGCAAAAUUAUCAGUACUAAACUAAAAUGGAAAAAAAAACACUUAGAGAUUCAAGUGUGAACCAAUGUUUUAGCUUUAUACUUAUAUUCGCCAAACUGUUGUACUGUAUUCUGAAAUCUGUAUGUACUGUUUUAUGAAAUCUGUAUGUACUGUUUUAUGAAAUCUGUAUGUACUGUUUUAUGAAAUCUGUAUGUACUGUUUUAUUAUGUAUCGCAUCUUGAAAUGUUAGUUCAUUUUUACUGUUGUUUUUCAUCUCGUAAUUU
Molecule: messenger RNA, 3852 nt
Organism: Strongylocentrotus purpuratus (purple sea urchin)
Lineage: Eukaryota; Metazoa; Echinodermata; Echinoidea; Camarodonta; Strongylocentrotidae
Gene: tax1bp3
Product: tax1-binding protein 3
Exons: 4
Coding region: 212-541 (109 amino acids)
Molecular function (GO): protein binding
Source: RefSeq, a predicted model, not a curated record